Messenger RNA from Grammomys surdaster, 384 nucleotides. RefSeq names its product C-X-C motif chemokine 15-like. The transcript is spliced from 4 exons. Gene Ontology annotation, molecular function: chemokine activity; CXCR chemokine receptor binding. Lineage: Eukaryota; Metazoa; Chordata; Mammalia; Rodentia; Muridae. The record is from RefSeq and is a predicted model, not a curated record. Gene Ontology annotation, biological process: inflammatory response; antimicrobial humoral immune response mediated by antimicrobial peptide; cellular response to lipopolysaccharide. Bases 1 to 384 code for a protein of 127 amino acids. Gene Ontology annotation, cellular component: extracellular region.
AUGGCUGCUCCACAAUGGCCCGUGCUUCUGUUGGCUAUCCUUAACCUAGAUAUCUUUGCCCAUCCCUGUGACACUCAGGAGUUACGGUGUCAGUGUAUUCAGAUGAAGUCUGAGCCAAUUUCUCUCAAAUUCAUUAAAACUAUCCAAGUGAUUUUCAUGAAUAUUUACUGCAACAGAAUGGAAGUGAUAGCAACACUGAAAAAUGGGGAUUUAAUUUGUUUAAAUCCUUAUGCUGAAUGGGUAAAGACUCUUGUCCACAUCAUUACUGGCAGCUUCCUACCUGAGGACCACGAACACAUGAAACAUCCACAGGGAAUGAAGCUUCUGUACAGUGUGGAGUUUGAAAAGCCUCUAUAUCUUUCAUUUGUGCAACCUAAGGACUAG